AUGGAGAUGGUGGAAUACAGCGAUCAGAAGCAUCUCCUCAAAUCUAAUUCCUCCAAAUCACAACAACACAACGACGAAGAUGGAGACGACGAAGAAGUAGACAAUAAUGACUUGGAAGCAGCACAAGGAGGAACCAAUAGAAGCAGUAGUAGCAACAAUAGUAGAGGAGGAGCAGGACAUAAGAGUUCUAUCAAAGAUCUGAUUCGAGGUUUAUCGGGUCGUCGUCCCUCCAGUUUGAACAACAAUCAUCAUCAUGAUCAUACGGACUACGACGACCACACUUCUUCCAUUUCAGAUCAUAACCACCGUAAUCGUAAUUAUCGUCACCGUAUUAAUAAUCACCACGACGACAACGACGACGUUUUAGAGGAUGAUGCCACCCCUGAGUGGGCGUUGCUUCUUAUUGGUUGCCUUCUCGGUCUCGCCUCCGGUCUCUGUGUCGCCGCUUUCAAUUACGGGGUUCAUUUAAUACAUGAAUGGGCCUGGGCUGGGACUCCGAACGAGGGUGCUGCAUGGCUCCGUCUGCAAAGACUUGGGGACACUUGGCAUCGGAUUCUUUUAAUCCCUGUCACUGGAGGAGUUAUUGUUGGAAUGAUGCAUGGCUUGGUCGAAAUAUUGGAGCAAAUAAGGCAGAACCUUUCUUCUCAGAGACAAGGUUUUGAUUUGUUUUCUGGAGUUUUUCCUACCUUGAAGGCCAUUCAGGCUGCUGUUACUUUAGGUACUGGUUGUUCUUUGGGUCCUGAAGGACCUAGUGUUGACAUUGGAAAAUCAUGUGCCCAUGGAUUCUCAUUAAUGAUGGCAAACAACAGAGAAAGGAGGAAUACUCUUGUUGCAGCUGGCGCAGCAGCUGGGAUUUCUUCAGGUUUCAAUGCACCUGUUGCUGGUUGUUUCUUUGCUAUUGAAACUGUGUUGAGGCCUCUCCAUGCUGAAAAUUCACCUCCAUUUACAACUGCAAUGAUUAUAUUAGCUUCUGUGAUAUCAUCAACUGUAUCGAAUGCGUUACUUGGGACCCAAUCAGCUUUUACAGUGCCGUCGUAUGAUUUGAAAUCUGCUGCUGAGUUACCCUUAUACCUGAUAUUAGGCAUGCUAUGUGGUGUUGUAAGUGUGGUCUUCACUCGCUUAGUCACCUGGUUCACCAAGUCAUUUGAAUUUAUCAAGGAAAAAUUUGGCCUUCCUGCUGUUGCAUGCCCUGCUUUAGGUGGUUUAGGAGCUGGGAUAAUUGCUCUGAAGUAUCCUGGAAUACUAUACUGGGGUUUCACCAAUGUUGAAGAAAUCUUACACACUGGGAAGAGUGCUGCUGCUCCUGGAAUCUGGUUGUUAACUCAACUAUCAGCAGCCAAAGUUGUGGCCACUGCUCUGUGUAAGGGUUCAUUGCUUGUAGGUGGCCUUUAUGCACCGAGUUUGAUGAUUGGUGCAGCUGUUGGUGCUGUGUUUGGAGGUUCAGCUGCAGAACUUAUCAAUUCAGCCAUUCCAGGAAAUGCUGCCGUUGCCCAGCCACAGGCAUAUGCAUUGGUUGGAAUGGCUGCUACAUUAGCAUCAGUUUGUUCAGUGCCCUUGACAUCAGUUCUACUUCUGUUUGAGUUGACACAAGAUUACAGGAUAAUCCUUCCCCUCAUGGGAGCUGUUGGGUUAGCAAUAUGGGUUCCUUCUGUGGCUGAACAUGGCAAGGAGAAUGAAACAUCUGAUACACGUAGUUUGGCUAGAGGUUAUUCUUCUCUUUCAAACGAUACUGAUGAUGAAGAAAUCAAUGAAGAUUUGCUUUUGGAAGAUCUUAAGGUUUCUAAGGCCAUGUCAAAGAACUAUGCAAAGGUUUCAGUGAGCUUAACCUUGAAAGAAGCUAUAAAAUAUAUGCAUGACAGCAAACAAAAUUGUGUGCUCAUAGUUGAUAAUGAAGAUUUACUGGAAGGAAUCCUAACACACGGCGACAUCAAACGGCUGUCCAAGACGUCUAGUGAUGCUUCCACGGGUGAUUCAACAAUUAUAGAUGUAAACACCCGUCUUGUUUCUACUGUUUGCACCCGAGGGAUAAGCUACCGAGGUCAAAGUCGUGGACUUUUGACGUGUUAUGCUGACACUGAUUUGGCAAUGGCCAAGGAGUUGAUGGAGGCCAAAGGCAUCAAGCAGUUGCCUGUGGUUAAGCGUAGCGGAGGCUCUCGAAAAGAUUGGAAGCGAAGGGUCGUUGCUAUUCUUCAUUAUGAUUCAAUCUGGAUCUGUCUCAGAGAGGAGAUGACUCGUAGGAGAUCAGUCCAUCAUCAUAGAAUAGAGAACAAUACUGAGAUAAUUGAAAAUGGGCAUUAA
Molecule: messenger RNA, 2298 nt
Organism: Dovyalis caffra
Lineage: Eukaryota; Viridiplantae; Streptophyta; Magnoliopsida; Malpighiales; Salicaceae
Source: the annotation of a GenBank genome assembly